GAAACGCGUCAUGUGACCCAUCCGCUCACUUCUGCGCAUGACCGUUACACCAGUGAGGUCCACUGCUAGUAAAUAAUGUUGACUGUUCCCUUGCAUUAAUGUAUUUCCUUACUCCUUAGGUCUUAAAGUCAAGUUGAACAAUCAGAACGAAUUAUUAACAGAAGGUAUUGGCGGGCUCUGACAAGGAGGUAGGUUUGUUUCUCUCUCCGGUAUCCCCGGGAUCUACCCGCAGACCAGAACCAUGUCGUUAGCCCAGAGGGUCCUGCUCACGUGGGUCUUCACCCUGGUCUUCCUCAUCAUGCUGGUGGUGAAGCUCGACGGGAAGGUGCAGUGGAACUGGUUCCUCAUCUUCCUCCCCGUGUGGGUCUUCGACGGCAUCCUCAUCAUCAUGCUGGCCGUCAAGAUGGCGGGCCGCUGCAAGCCCGGCUACGACCCGCGCAACGGCUCCCCGGCCCUGCGGCUGCGGGCCUGGUACCUCACGGCCAUGCUGCUCAAGCUGGGCUUCUGCCUGAGCCUCUGCGCCAAGCUGGAGCGGCUGGCCGACAUCAAGCUGACCCUGGUCUGCAUCCCGCUGUGGACCGUGCUACUGGGGGCUCUGGUGGAGCUGGGGCUCAACAUCUUCCCCGAGAGGAGGGAGGCCUGAGGGGGGGACCGCGGGGGAGGGGGGAGCUGGGAGGGCGACCAGGCACUACGGGACUCCCCGGAGGAAAAAGGCACCAUCAUGAUCGCAUAGAUUAAUGUUAUCUUCGGAUCAUUUUAGACAAUCGACUGAUGUUGCAGGAUCCAGAUGUGCGCGCCACUAUUGGAGGACUACACAUCUGCAUUCCCCUCUGGGAGGCAGGGCUGAUCUCAGUCAUGGUUCACACAAACUAAUGAUGCAUGAUUCUGAAUAUCUGAGACGCUGAACCGUGUAGGAGGCAGAUGCAUAAUACGGACUACACAUCUGGAAAGUCUCGUUUCCCUGUAAUGAAGAAACAGGGGAGAUGGGAGGGCUGGACUGGACUGAUGUCCGGGAGGACACAUGGAAGUGUGCAUGGUCAUCUUCCUAACCUCGGUGGUGACCCAUCGGAGAUGCUUUUGCGCAACAGCUGCACAAAACUUUUGGCCAUCAAGUUGUUAAAAGCGUCUUGCGGAAUGAAAAGAAGACCAGAGAAGCUUAUCUGUUAAGAAAAGAUACCUGAAGCGUGGCUCAAUGCUGCAGAAGGAGACUCCACGUUAAUGUUAUCUUCUACUGUUUGAACGAACACUGGACGAGUUAACUCCCCGGUUCAUCUGACCUGUCCCAUGGAGAACACGAGGUCCGCACUUAGUGGAACCUUGCAUGUGAUGUGGAACGUGACACCAGGGGCCUAUUGUCUAUACGAUGAAACAACUUAAAAGCCUUUUUAUACUUUUAGCUGUUCGAUGAUAGAUGUAGUAUGUUUUUGAUACAUACUAAAAUAAUCUUAGGUCUAACUGAACUGUUUUUGUACUUGUACCAUUAAGAUAAUCCUCCAUCUUGAAGUAGGCCAAUAACCAGCCCAAUCAUUCCAUACUCUUUGAACUACAAGCAAGGUGCUGUUGACCUUGUGCUAUGUAAAUGUUGAACUCUGAGCUGCUGUGAAUAUAUAAGCUGUUUAUUGCGUCUUUGCACUAAUGUCCAACGUAAGAGAAAAUGUACCUGUACAUAGAGGUGAGCCUGUAAGGAGAGUUGACGCUGUCUAACGUGGGGAAUGACUAUGUUCAAUGGACUUACUGAAAUAAGUGAUACACAGAAUACCAAUACCUUUUCCUGUGGGGGUUGCGUGUAUUCAUUCAGUGUUCAUUAAGGAGUUGUCUCUUUAAACCUUAGGGCCUUGAUUUAAACAGCAUGUAUUAUCUAUUCCCGAGGGGAGGUUAUGGAAACUUGUCAAUUUUUGUGAAAUCCAUACUUUCUUUCCCCCUGUAACAUUGUUUUGGCCUAUCUUGCUCAAUAAUUUUAAUUUCAAGAAGGAAAAUAACAUUGACAUAAAAUAUUGGGCAUUGGUCAGAAUAUGAUUGAAUAAAUUUUCCAGUGUACAUAACGUUAUCUCUUUAGGCAGCUUAUUAAACCAGUGCCCAAGGGUAGUACUAUAAGCUCAUAAAUACACAUGUAAUAUAAACAACAAUCAAACAUAAACAAUUCAGUGACUAAGUAUCUAUUAAAAAAACACAUCAACACUAUUGAUGACGAUUAUUGAAAUCGGAGGACCAAAAACGAGGGCUAUAAUAAAAUAUGGUGGAAUCUAAUAUUUCCGUUUUAA
Molecule: messenger RNA, 2261 nt
Organism: Gadus morhua (Atlantic cod)
Lineage: Eukaryota; Metazoa; Chordata; Actinopteri; Gadiformes; Gadidae
Product: transmembrane protein 60
Exons: 3
Coding region: 242-643 (133 amino acids)
Source: RefSeq, a predicted model, not a curated record